CAAUCGAGACAAAAAUGGCGGCUGCAUUUCCUUCUGAAAGAAGCACGAAAGAUGUAAUAAAUUCGAUAUUAGAUGAUUAUGAAAAAUUAACCAAAGAAUUAUUCGAAAGUUUGUCUGCAACUUCAUUGUAUCGAACAACAAAGCAAGAUGCUAAUUCAGGAGAAACAGCAAAGGCCGUCGAUCAACUUAUUUCCAAGGAGAAAGAACUGCAAGCAGCUAUCGAGAAAGUUCAGGAGCAGCAAGCACGACAACAGGAAAUCCAAACUGUGAGGGAAGAAAUAUCAAAGAAAGACCGGGAAAUACUUAACCUUGAAUCCCAGCUAAAGGAAGCUGAAAAAAUAUUGUCCCAGGCAUUAUUUCAAGCAAAGAAAAAGUUGUCUGCCAUUAAUCAGGCCAGUAAAGGAAUGGUUUCAUCUGAAGACCUUAUCAAGUAUGCUCAUCGAAUCAGCAGCAGCAACGCUGUGGAGGCCCCAGUAUCAUGGAUGCCAGGUGACCCACGGAGACCAUAUCCUCAAGAUAUUGAGAUGCGAUCUGGCUGGCUAGGGAGACUCAUGGAAGGUGUGCCUGGUGAAACUGAAGGACCUGGGGCUGAUCGUUCAGCUCCUCAGGAAGUGGUCCAGUCGUCUGCCUCUGCAUCACAGAUGCUGCAGCCUACUGGUGGACUGGGCCUCACAAAUGGUCAAGCAGCAGCAUUUUCCUGGCAAAGCCAGCUUCCAGGAGUGCAGUCUGGACCUUUACAGCAAGAUGCAUCUUCCAGUUUGGAUAUCCUAACAAACAAUCUGACAAAGGAAGUGACCAAUGGCAGACAAGAACAAGGUGUGGAUGAAGUAGAGUUCAUGUCAUCAUCAUCGUCAUCAUCUUCCAGCGACAGCCCAUAACAGCUGACUCUGUAAAUUAUAGCUUAAAAUAAAUGUAUUAAGGACAUUUUCAAAGUUGUGGCUAUUUAAUGAAGAGCUGAUAAUGAUUUAUUGCCUUGCUGAGCUGCUUAGAUCUAAACUUAAAUUUUUCUUUAUCUUUACAGUAUGACUGUGUCUUGUUUGAUUUAUUUUAUCAUGUUCAGGACUCUGAUAAAAACAAGAGUCAGUUAUUGCUCUGUUAGUUCGGUGGAAUUGGAACUGAAGUAUUGAUGUUUUUUUGAAUAAUUGUAUAUAGCUCAUUUAGCUCUGAACUUCGACUUCAUGUGCAAUGCGUUUUCAGUUACCAACUGAGUUAGAACGUACGCAAAUUAAAAAAUUUAAUUGAGUACGUUUGAAUGCCAUGAAGUGGUCACAUGGCUAAGGAAGGUAAAAUUACUGGUUUUUAAAGAUCCGCCGUAAGACUUGCCGUGAUUUGUUUUUAUUUUAAGGCCGCGUUAAUCUUUAACAGUACGUGUAGAUGUCGAUGGUAAUAAUUUUCAUUUUCAGCUUUUAAAAUCAGAAAACUAAUAAAAUCAUGAACCUAUUGUAUUGCCAAACUCAUUAAAAAGUUCGUUGUGGCUCAGUUGAUGUAGCAGCCGACUGUGAAAUCGGACUUGUACAGGGACUCUGACUCAUUAUUUCAUCCUCACAGGAAAUGUAGAUGUUUAGGAAUUUCUUUAAGACAAAAUCCACGUGUAUAAAAAAAAAAGCAGUACAAAGCGACUUACAUUUAAAGUUUUGUUAGUUUUCAAACAAUGGCUCUAAGUCAACAAAGCUUUUAAAUUUUCCACGUGUUUACGGUUGGCACGGAAAUUGUAAUUAAUUUUUCAUGAAUCGUUGAAAACCGGCAAUCUUUUAUGCAUAGAAUUUCAUAUAAGUGCAGAGAAACCUUUCUACAUUAUCCGUCUGCAGAACUCGGAAAUAAUUACGAUAUAGUUAAAAGGACUUAAAAGGUGUAGAAACAAAUCCCCUUUAUUCUAUAUUUAUGGUGUGACUUUGCAUAAAUGCUUGUUACCAAGUUAAGAAUUGACAUACGAGUGAAGUUUUCACAGACACGUAACCAACACAAGUAGUACUCUUCUUAAACUCACGAAAAGCAAAUGUGUACAUACCUGCGUUUGUAUGAGUAACUGCCAUGGGUCACGAAGUGUUUCUACUUCUUUCUGAUUGGCUGAACAGACCGAUAUUUUGGCAAGGACUGGAUAGUACUUUGUUAUGUGAUGCCUUGGAGGUAACAAAUAAAAAAGUUAUUACAUUGA
Molecule: messenger RNA, 2155 nt
Organism: Pocillopora verrucosa
Lineage: Eukaryota; Metazoa; Cnidaria; Anthozoa; Scleractinia; Pocilloporidae
Product: mediator of RNA polymerase II transcription subunit 4-like
Biological process (GO): regulation of transcription by RNA polymerase II
Cellular component (GO): mediator complex; core mediator complex
Molecular function (GO): transcription coregulator activity
Source: RefSeq, a predicted model, not a curated record